Molecule: messenger RNA, 1450 nt
Organism: Schistosoma spindalis
Lineage: Eukaryota; Metazoa; Platyhelminthes; Trematoda; Strigeidida; Schistosomatidae
Source: the annotation of a GenBank genome assembly
GAACGAGAAGAAAACAUACUCUAUAUAAUCAUUACAAUAUGCACUAUAGACAAUGUUAUACAUUCAUUUCGAAAAUAAUCUUGAAUCAUAAUUUUAAAACAUUAAUUUUUCGUCGUAAUCAAAAUGUAUUCCUUUGCCAAAUCAUUAAUAAUAAUAAUAAUCGAUUUUGCAGUUCAUUGACUUCUUCUAUGCAAGUAAAUCAUUCUUUGUCGACAAUUUCAUCACAUGAAGAAUUAUUUCCAACAUGGAUUACUAGUAAAUAUCUACCAAAUGAUUGGUUACAAAAAGAAUUUUCCGAUCCAUUUAUAUUAAAUAAUUUCAUAAGUCUGGUUGUAUUAUGUCAAAAUGAAUCAAAACUAGGUCGUUGGCGUACAAUGAAAUCAUUAUGUUCUAAAGAUGAUAAUGAAACAGUUGAUUCAGAAUCAUUAUUAGAUAGUUUAUUCUUAAAUGUCUAUCAAGAAGAAUUAAAUAUCAACGCUAGAACUGGUAUUCAAAUGAUACACAAUGUAUGUAAAUAUAAGUUCAGUGAACAAAAUGUAUCCUUACAAUAUAACCAACAUUUUGAUCCACUACAUAUUCGUUUAGACAUACUUAAUUGUGAUAUAAUUCUUAGUAAACUGUACGAUCCAUUAUAUAAUAUUGGAGUGAAACAUGUAAAUAAGCUUAUUGAACGUUGUCCAGAUCUUCCAUUAUCUACUAUGAUUUGUCCCACCGUUAUGCCAGAUUCAAAUUACAAUGAAAGUAACAACAAUUCGUCAUUAUUUCAAAAAACUAUACUGCAACAAUCAUUGGAAGUACUAAAUCAUUAUCUUAUACAUAACGAUGUUGUAAAUGUUAUUCAGCGUUUUCCAAGUGUCUUACUUCGUGGAAGAUUGGAACUAGUUGAUAUCUGUGAAUUUUGUAUUAAUGAUAUGAGUUUAGAAUCAUUUGAUUGUGUAAAUGCAUUAUCUUCAUCGACACAUAGACAUUCAUUACGUCAUUCAACUGGUCUAUGUAUAAGUAAAUGUCCAAUUUGGGAGUUAUCAUUAGAACAUGUUCGUGCACGAUAUUUAUUUUUACGUUUAGUCGGUUACUGGCCAUUGGCAAGAAGGACACCUGAAAAAAAGAUUGAUGUUGAUAAACAAUUGGCAGAUUUACUGAAAUCAACUCCAGGACAAUUUACUCAAUGGUUAAAUAAUAAUCUGUUGAAUUCUUCUUCAUCUAAAUCGAAGACAAAUGAUAAAAAAGUUGAAAAAUACACUGUACCUAAUAAUAUUCUAUUCACUAAAUCAGAUAUACAGUUUUAUGAAGAAAUCUAUUCACAUUUAAUAACAAAUAAUGAUAGCAUUGAUGAUAAUGAUGAUAAAAGUUGGAAGAUGGUAUCAAAUUGUGACACGUCAGAACUAUAAUUGAUUGAUUGCUCUCCAGCUCAGUUUAUUUAUUCGUGAUAUAUAUAUAUAUAUAUAUAUAU